GUAUUCUAGUUGUUGACUAGUUUGUUUUAUUCUCUGCAUAAAGCAACAUUUUGCUUUUAAUUCACAAACGUAAAACAUUGUGCUCUGAGUAAUUUUGACCGUUUCCUGUGGGUCACGGUUGUCUUGGUAACCUGUAUACAGCAGCAGGUAACGUCUGGAGACCAAACUCCUCUUCUGCUUUUCACAGUUUAUAAGUUUUACUUUGUAACCCUGUGCCAAAAAAACGGACCCAGCUAACCAGUUUUAAAGCCUAAAAGCCGGGCUCUUGCCGAAAUGUCCGUGCGGAGCAGUAACGUUGGAGCACGAAAGGCUUCUAAUGUUCAGAAACCACCUGGAGUGAAGUCAACUAAAGCUGCAAGUAAGGAAAAGGAUGAGGAAAAGACUGUGGAGAUCAGUGGUGGACACAUCAAAGGCCUUAUUAAGCCUCCAGAUCAACUGAAGCUCACUGAGGCUGAGCUGAAGGAGAAAAUCACAAGGGUCCUGACUACACAGAACCCACAUGCCCCUGAUAAUAUUGUCCGCUGGAUAUUCAAGGAUCGUUGUUUCAAGCCUUGUGUUGUGGAUCACAUGAUUCCUAUCUUUGAAUUGGAGGGCAACCUUGUGUAUAAAAACUCUGAUGAAGGUCGUAGACUAAUGCUCAAGCAGGGUCUUCAUGAAGAGGAUGCAGGACUUGACAUCGGAGCAGAAUCUGAUAAGGAGAGAACAGAAACCUCGACUACACUUGUAGAGGAUGGAGGGGAGGUGGAAGAAGCUGGAGAGGAGGACAGACCAGACAGCGCUGCCUCCAAAACUGACAAGAAAGAGCCAAAAAUUACUAACAUAUUCAAUUCUUGUGACAGGGCCACCCAGACUCUCGAUAAUCCUCCAAGGGAGAUAAACUGCCAGACUGAACCUCCUCCACGUAGCAGAUUCUCUGCCUCUGCUAAUCAGUGGGAGAUCUAUGAUGCGUAUGUGCAAGAGCUGCAGAAACAAGAAAAUAAAGAGAAGCAGAAAGCUGUACCAUCAGAAAAAGAUGAGAAAAGUCAUAAGAAGAUGAUGCUGAUGGAGACUCAGGAUGUUGACCUCAGUAAAAUGAGUAAGGCAGCCAAGACCUUGGAACGAAUGGUCAAUCAGAAUAUCUUUGAUGAGAUAGCGCAAGAUUUUGCAUACUAUGAGGAUCCCGCCGAUGAGUUGAAGUUCGCAAAUGGUACCCUCCUUCCCUUGUGGACGUUCAAAUAUGACCAAGCCAAAAAACUGUCUGUUACUGCCCUCUGCUGGAAUAACAAAUAUCCAGAUCUGUUUGGUGUGGGAAUGGGAUCAUACAGCCUCUGUAAACAGGGAAGCGGCAUGCUUCUCUUCUACACAUAUAAGAACUGUUCCUUCCCAGAGUACAUCUACCCCACCAGCUCUGGUGUCCUGUGCCUUGACAUCCACGAGCAGUGUACCUACCUGGUAGCUGUUGGCUUCUAUGACGGCUCUGUGGCUGUUUAUAACUUGAAGAUGGAGGGAAAGGAGCCUAUUUACAAGAGUACAGCUAAGACUGGCAAGCACACAGCCCCAGUCUGGCAGGUGUGCUGGCAAAAUGAUGACAUGGACAGCAACCAUAAUUUCUAUUCUGUGUCGUCUGAUGGCCGAGUUGUAUCCUGGACACUAGUCAAGAAUGAGCUGGUUUGUACAGAUAUAAUCAGACUGCCAUUGAUUGGUGCUGAAACUGAGGAAACACAACCUGCACAGAUACCCCUUAUUGCUUGUGGGACAUCAAUGGACUUCCAUAAACAGAUUGACUAUCUGUUCCUAGUUGGCACCCAGGAGGGGAAAAUAUACAAGUGCAAGACUUACUCGAGCAAGAUCCUGGAGACCUAUGAUGCCCACCCCAUGAGAGUGGAUACUGUAAAGUGGAACCACUUUCAUCCAAAGGUUUUCAUCUCAUGCAGCUCAGACUGGACCAUCAAGAUCUGGGACUAUACCAUCAACACUCCAAUGCUGAUCUUUGACCUAAAAGAACCUGUUGGAGACGUUGCCUGGUCUCCAUACUCCUCCACUGUAUUUGCUGCUGUGACAACAGAUGGGAAUGUCCAUGUUUUUGACCUCAACAUCAACAAAUACGAGGCUCUCUGCCAGCAGCUAGUGGUGGACAAAAAGAAGACCAAGCUGACUCACAUUGCGUUUAAUCCCAUCCAUCCAAUCAUUAUUGUGGGAGAUGACAGAGGCAAUGUCAACAGCUUCAAACUCUCUCCUAACCUCCGCAAGAAGCCCAAGGGCAAAGAGGGUCCAGAGGUGGAAGCAGCCAAGAUGGAGACGCUCCUCAGUCUACUAAGGAAACCAGAGUAAAGCAUAUAUUUACGGGUCCACCGUGGAUUCUCUGCCCGACACAACAGCAUGGUACAAUCUGGUGUUUUCGUUUAUUGAAGGCGACUUUAUUUGUUCAGUGUAUGCAGUAAAUAACAUCAACAUGACAAGAAAGCAAUUAGUUCAUAUUUAUUAAAAUGCUAUCUCCUGAUUUAACUUGCAUUUGAUACAACAAUGCAUAUUUUGAUGCUUCAGUAUUUUUCUGCAGGAAUUUAUUAAACAUUUCUCCGUA
Molecule: messenger RNA, 2560 nt
Organism: Acanthochromis polyacanthus (spiny chromis)
Lineage: Eukaryota; Metazoa; Chordata; Actinopteri; Pomacentridae
Gene: dnai1.2
Product: dynein, axonemal, intermediate chain 1, paralog 2
Biological process (GO): outer dynein arm assembly; cilium movement
Cellular component (GO): outer dynein arm
Molecular function (GO): dynein light chain binding; dynein heavy chain binding
Source: RefSeq, a predicted model, not a curated record